GGAGAGAAAUAUCAGCAACAGACACAGCAGGAACGCAAUGGCGCUGCUGAGCCCGCGUGUGCCGCGGCUGCCGCUCGCCUCCCACUCCGCCGGCGCCGGCGCGCUCCGGUGCUGCGGCCGGGGCGCCGCCUCCGCCGCGCGGUGCCACGCGACGGCGGCGGGCAGCGUGGCGGCGGGCUCCCCGUCGUCGUCGGGGCUGGAGGCCAUCCGGUGGGGGAGCGCCAAGCUGCAGGGCGCCCGCGAGGAGAUGGAGGACGAGGUCAUCCUCCGCCCCGAGUCCCUCCUCCACGGAUUCUCCUUCGCCGCUGUCCUCGAUGGCCACGCCGGCUUCUCCACGGUCCAGUUCCUCAGGGACGAGCUGUACAAAGAAUGCGCGGCCGCGUUGGACGGUGGUGCGGUGCUUAACACCAAGAAUCUUGAGGCGAUCACGGCGUCGAUCAGGCGUGCCUUUGCCACUGUCGACGCUAACCUCUCCACCUGGCUUGAGCAAAUGGACAAGGAAGACGACUCUGGCGCCACGGCCACAGCCUUGUUUCUGAGGAAUGAUGUCCUUGUUGUCUCGCACAUUGGCGACUCUUGCUUGCAGGUUGUAUCGCGUGGCGGAAGACCUCAAUCUCUGACCAACUUUCAUCGACCGUAUGGAAACAACAAAACAUCACUUGAAGAGAUCAAGCGAAUUAGAGCAGCAGGUGGAUGGAUUCUUGAUGGACGCAUAUGUGGAGACAUUUCUGUAUCUCGUGCUUUUGGAGACAUAAGAUUUAAGACAAGGAAAAAUGAGAUGCUGGUAAAAGGAGUCAAAGAAGGAAGAUGGACUGAAAAAUUCAUCUCACGAAUAAAUUUCAAAGGUGAUCUAAUAAUCUCUUCACCUGAUGUAUCUCUGGUGGAGCUUGGACCGGAUGUGGAAUUUGUUUUGGUAGCAACAGAUGGUCUUUGGGAUUACAUUAAAAGCACCGAGGCUGUAGCUUUUGUCAGAGAUCAACUACGUCAACAUGGAGAUGUCCAGCGGGCCUGUGAGGCGCUUGGGGAGAAAGCGCUGGAUCAACGGUCACAAGACAACAUUAGCAUAGUCAUAGCUGACUUGGGAAGGACAAAUUGGAAGGAGAUGACCGUUCCAAGGCCAAACGUGUUCUUGGAGCUAAGUCAAGCAGUUGCGACUGUAGGCGCUGUCUCAGUAGGAAUCUGGAUUUCGUCACUUCUUACCCUGCAAUAGGCCUAGUUCAGUUCCUUAAAAAAAAAAAUAGGCCUAGUUCAGGUGUGUAUAGUGCGCACAGCAUUACAUCUUCUGCUCCGACUGCAAAUAUAUAUAUAUUCUUAAUUCCUCAUAGGGUUAAACGAUAGGGCAAUUCAACUGGUCAAUAGUAUCUGGACUGAAAAAACGUAUGCUUCAGCAACUGCUAUGUCACAGCUGCGUGCAAUAGGUACGUUUGAAGGAUCCAUAUGAACUUCUUAUUUUCUUUCCUGUUUAUUUGGAGAUAAAAGGCUUCAAAUUUGAUAUA
This is a messenger RNA of Brachypodium distachyon (stiff brome), 1496 nucleotides long. Its product is annotated as probable protein phosphatase 2C 5. The transcript is spliced from 11 exons. Gene Ontology annotation, biological process: protein dephosphorylation. The record is from RefSeq and is a predicted model, not a curated record. Gene Ontology annotation, molecular function: protein serine/threonine phosphatase activity. Bases 38 to 1210 code for a protein of 390 amino acids. Lineage: Eukaryota; Viridiplantae; Streptophyta; Magnoliopsida; Poales; Poaceae.